GGGUUCGGCGGGCAUGGGGCCUGGCGUUGAGGAACGAGCGGCUCGCGAGGCUGCCGUCAUCGGCAAAGCGCCGCUGGUUGACAGGGCAGGAGGCCAGCAGCUCCGAGCUGGCCUUGUCUUGCUCGGCUGCAACGGCAAUACUUGGAGCAGGAGCAUUGAGGUCAUUGAAGCCUUCUUCAAGGCGUACGGCUACUGGCCCGACGUUGUGGCGCUGCAGGAGACGAGGCUCCCGCAUGAGCGCCUGCCCAGUGCGGCGUCUCAGGCCCAAGGGCUGGGGUACGCGGCCUUCCUACACGCGGCAGUGUUGACGGAGAAGCAGGGGCCCCUGGCGACCUCAGGCGGCGUGGCGAUCCUGGUGCGGGACGGCCUGCAAGCCGACGAGUCCGCGGCCCCGCUGCCCUCGGCUUUGCGGCACCGCCUCAUCGGAGUGGAGAUUGCCGCAGCUUCGGGCCUUCGGCUUCUGGUGCUCGCUGGUUAUUUUCAGCACUCUCUGGGCCCUCGAGGCACCAACCUCGACUUGUUUUCGGCCAUCUCGGAGGUGACGGGCUCCUAUGCAGACAUCCCGUGGGUCCUCCAAGCGGACUUCAACAUGGAGCCCGAGCCCCUGGAGGAGUUGGGGUGGCCCGCGGCAGUGCGGGGGCACGUCCUGGGGCCCUCGGAGGCGACGUGCCAUGCCGAGGGCUGUGACCACCUCUACGACUGGUUCGUGGCUUCUGCGGCGUUGGCGGCCUGCACGGCCUCCUGUGCCACCACGCUCGAGGGCUUUGGGCUGCACCCUCAUCGCCCUGUCCUACUUCGCCUACAGGAUGUUCGGGCAGAUGCGUUGGUUGAGGUGCCGUCCAGGCCCGCCCGCUUUCCCGAGGUAGCCCCUGAGCUCCUUCGGGCACAUGAGGACGCGGUGAUUGUGCGGUACUCGGUUGGCAAGAAGGGGCAGGUCACGUCCAGGGAGGUCUCGUGGUCCUGGGACGUGGGCUCUGCUCCGACCAACCUCUCCGUUGCCUUCGGCGAGUGGGCGGCAGCCGCAGAAGGCACCCUGGUCGGCAUCCACGGCAUCGGCCAGGCUGACCUGGCCCGUCAUCUCGGCAGAGGAGAGGGGCCGAGGCUGACCCUCAAGCCGCUCAGCGCCCUUGUCAGGCGGGAAGCCAGGUUCAGGUUCAGCCUCCUCACGCACCGCCUAAGGAGUUGUCUGGACGUGGCCCUCCAGCGAGUGCGCGCGGAGAGCACUGGCCGAUGGCACCCUCGGCAUGCGGUCUGGUACGAGCACCAGGCCGAGCUCAGGGCGCAGCUCUUGCUGGAGGCGGUGCAGGAGGCGGACGACUCGGUCGGUCAGGGCCUUCCUGGUGCUGCUCCUGAGCGGUUGGGCGACCUGGUGUACCAGGCGGGCGUCCUCGGCAGCCCUGAGGCAGUUCGGGACCUCCAAGGGCUGCUCAGUGCUUCGCAGCGCCGCGAUGCGGCUCAAAGCGCCCAGGCCUGGCGCAGCUGGGCCCAGACAGCGGUCGAGAAGGGCGGUCGCCUGGCCCACCGCUUCUCGAAGGCGACGCCCCCGCCGACGGUCAGGGACGCUGACUCGGGCAGGAGGCUUGUGGGUAUGGCAGCGAUUGGCGAACUCACGAGAGUCUGGCAGAAGCUGUGGCUCCAGGACGGGUUUGCCUCGGGCGCGGGGGCCAGCAGCUGGGACGUGGGCGAGUGGCAGCUGCCCCCCAUCUCGCUGGAGCAGCUCCAGGCAGCCUGCAAACGCUACAGCCCCUCGGUGGGCCUCGGGUGCGACUCCCUGCACCCUCGGCAGAUCCUCCUUCUUCCAGUGGCGCUGCAGCUGCGCAUCCUGGACAUCCUGGCGGCCUACGACGAGGCCCCAGCAUCGAUCCACGGGCAGGUCUCCCUGAUGGUGUUCAUUCCGAAGGCAGACGGUGGGGUAAGGUCUCGGAGCCUAUUUUCAUGUGACAUCAGCAAGUUCUACGAGCACGUGCGGCACGACGUUCUCUGGGCGAAUGCGGUACGUUUCGGGUUCAACCUCAGGCUGCUGCGCGGCCUCCUCACGUCCUACCAGGCCCCUAGGAUGAUCCUAGCGGCGGGCAUGGCCUCCCCCGCCUUCGGCACUUCGGGAACGGUGCUGGCUGGGUGUGCGUGUGCGACAGCAGUUGCGAAGCUCCCAGUACUGGGAGCCCUCCUGGCAGCGGGGGCGACGAGCCCGCUGGUCACGCCGAGGAAUGUUGUCGACGACAUUUCGCUCCAGGCGGUCGGCACGGCUCGGCUCGUGAAGCUGCAGAUGGUGGCCGCCAGUUGUGAAGUGGUCCGACAGCUGCGUGAGCAGCACCUCCCACUCAACGAGAGUAAGUCGGUCUUCCUGGCCUCGUCGCCGCAGCUCGCCAAGGAGCUCUCCGAGGCUUGGGCGGCGCAUGGCUUUACCUUCAAGAGGGGACUUCAGGCGAGGAACCUCGGCACCGACGCCAACAUCACUCGUCGUGGAGUUCAUGAAGGAGCUGUGCGUGCGGUCGGCGGCCUUCGCCGAGGACGCAGGCUAGGGGUGCUUCGCUCAGCUGGCGCGGCUACCGAGAUGGUCCAUCGUGCUGGGCCCACCGCGGCGAUGCUGUGGGGGCGCACUGUGACUGGUGUUCCUGAUAGGGAGCUGCAUUCGUGGCGCCUGGCGGCGGUGCGCUCAGCUGGGAAGUUCCCUAAGGGCGCCUCGCUCGGGUUGAGACUCAGAGUGGUGGAGGUCAUGAAGUCCAUCGACCUCGACCCGAGCCCCGCGCUGCUUCGUGCCGCGGUGCAGAUGGCGGCCAGUCUCCUCCAGUCGGGGGAGGUCCCGCUGCGUAUGUUCGAGUCGGCCGUGCAGGAGGCAGUGCAGAGGCACGCGGGAGCAGCAGCCCCCUGGGCGCACUGCCGCACGCCGGUGGAUGCCCUGGCCCUCUCGCUCUCCAGGGUGGGCUGGAGGCUUGUUCAAGGAGCCCGCCUCGCAACCGACGACGGCCAUCUCCUGGACCUGCGCAUGUUGGGGCCGCGCGAGCUGGGCCUGCUGGCUGCGGCAGGGGCACGGCGAGCGUCGGACAAGUCGGAGCUGGCCCGCCUCGGCCACGGUGCGCUCCCUCAGUCGCCCCUGUUCUGGGAGGCCUUCGCGGAGGUCCUCGGGCCUGGCAGCAAGCUCAGCCACAGGGAGAAGGCGGCGGUGGUGAGCUUCCUUUCCAACGCCCACUGGCCCCAGACCCGUCUGCACGCGGCGGGUGAGAGGGAGCACGCUCGCUGCUGUGCCUGUGAGGCCCCCCGCGGCAGCCUCUGGCACAGGCUGUUCGAGUGUCCUGUCCUGCGGGGGCCAGGCGUGACUCCACCUCUGACCGCCUUCGGCGCUGUGCGCAUCGUGCACGCGGUCGUGGCGAGGUCAGACGCCAUGGCAGUCAUGUGGUGCAAUCGCCCCGCCGACGGUCUUCUCGGGGGGCGGCUCUACCUGGAUGGGUCGGCGCUCGACCCCGAGCACGAGAGCCUGCGGCGUGCGGGAUGGAGCAUCGUGCAGUGCGACUCCGACGGCAACAUGGAGUGCGCGGUGUACGGCAGCGUGCGCCAGGACCUCUGCCCGUUCCAGACGGCGAAGGACGGCGAGGAUUUCGCGGUCUGGAUGCUGUCUCGCUUUCUGGGCCCGAGCGUUGACGAGAUCCUCAUCGAUUGUGCGUCCACGGUCAGCUGCCUCACGUUGGGUAAGAAGUACGCGACGGCAGCCAACAAGCCCAACGCCCACCUCUGGGAGGGGAUCUACGCGUCGCUGGACGUGGACACGCUCAAGGUGACCAAGGUGGCAGCCCACUGCACCGCCAGAGACGUGAUGGAUGGCAAGAUCACGGAGGCGGACCUCCGUGGCAACGGACAUGCAGACCGCUGGGCCAAGGCGGGGGCGGAGCUGCACCGUACCAGCCCAGUGGCCAGACGCGAGUUCUUUGGCACGAUGGAGGUGGUGAGGGAGCUCUCUUGCUGGGUGGCGCAAGCCUCCCUCAUCUGGCAGGGGAUCGAGGUCAAGGACUGCGAGGGCCUCCCCGAGGGCAGCGAGCGGGCGGCCGUCUCCUUCGCAGUGCCAGUGGUGGAGCCCGCCAGCAGCCGCCCGCCCGACUCGGGUUCGGGCGACGGGUGGGCAUCGGCGGCGCGCGCUGGUGGCGUCUCCCUCGGGGCGACGGCCUUCGUCGUCGUCGGCCACGUCCUGGCCUACGCCAAGUGCGGGGAGGGCGCAGCCGAGCAGGAGCUGAUGGCGUGCACCCACUGCGGGGCGUACGCGCGGCUGGGCGGGCGAUCAGGUGCGGCGCCCAAGCUCAAGGAGCAGUGCCCUGGGUCGGCUGGGCUUCCCAAGGGCAGGAGAGACCAGAAGGCGCGCUGGUUGCAGGGGCGGCACCCUGCUGGCACGCCCCACAGCGGCAGCAAGAGGGUCGGAGCGUCCGUGCCCAGCUUGCGCAAGGAGGACGUUGUGCCGAUGGCCGCCAGGGUGCGCUUCCUGGAGUGGCUGGGGGUCCGCCCCGAUGAUGCACCUGGCGGCGCGGCCGCCGACGCCGGCCGAGGGCCCCCCAGCGGCGCGGCGGCAGCAGGUGAGGCGGAGGCUGAGCCCCUGGCGCCUGACUCCUCAGAGACCUCGAGGGAGGCUUGGCUGAGCGCCUACGGGCUCGACGAAGCGAGCCUCCUUGAGUGGUCAGCCGCAGCAGAGACGGCGCGCGAAGACAGGGCUUACUGGUUGUGUGCUAAGCGUGGCUGCAACGCUUGGAAUUGGUGCGACAAGCGUUGGACGUGCAAGGCGUGUGGCACCAGUGCCCCCCCCUGGACGAAGGAGUACCGCUCCGACAAGGUCUCCCCUCGGGUGGACGCCGACGGGUUCGUGCAGCAGCCCAGGGGAAGAGCUGACCAGCGCGCUGCGAGGCGCUCCGCCUCCCAGCGGGCCCUCUCAGGGAGCACGGCACCCAGCAGCGCCCCCAACAGCAGGACACGGCGUGAGCGUUCCUGGGGAGAGGCCAAGUCUCAGCACGAUGAGCUCCAAGCGCAGCUCGUGGCGGCCAAGGAGCGGGUCGACAAGCUCCAGGCGGCCGCCGCGCUCGGGCUCUCGGAGGACUUCCAGCGAGAGGCGGAAAAGGCCCUCCAGCAGGGCAGGGACCAGGUCGCCGCCCUCGAGCAGUCGGCCCAGGAGGCCCAGCGGACGGGGCGCCCGCCCCACUCAGUCUUCCACAUCGAGGCCAACGCCAUCCAGAAGGUCGAGCGUCAGCUGGCCACUGCCCGCACCAAGAGGGAGAAGCUCCAGCUGCAGGCGGCUGAGCUGCGUGACCUCAUCGCGGAGAAGCAGGAGCAGCUGUCUGCGGCCGAGUUGGGAGUUGAUGAAGUCACUGGGCAGAUUGCUGAGCUGGAAGAGACCAAGGCCAAGGUCACGCAGCAGGCGAUCCAGAGGGCCAACGCGGCAGUCGGUGGUGUGCCGAGCCCGCUCGGGGACGCUGUCCAGGGGCUGCUCACUCAGGUUGGGGCCCUGUCGGACCUCCUCAAGCAGCACGGGGCUGAGCUGCCCCCCAGGUUCUCGGAGAUCGUCGACAUUCUCAACACGCAGAAGGAAGCGGUCGCUGACGUGCUCAGGCCCAGCAGCAGCUCGGCCAGGAAGCGCUGGGGCGACAGCGUUGGCGACGACGGCCUCGCGACUGAGGACGAUGACAUGCCGCUCGACAUCGUGUCCUCAGGUGGGCCCGUGGCCGCCCCCUCCCCUGGCGCCCCGCGGACGGGGCAGUCCGCGGCUGGGCCGCCCGCCCCGCGGGCCAGGUCUGCGGACGGACCCUACGGGCCCGCAGUGGCCCGUGGCCAGCACGGAGCGACUCUGGGUGCAUGGCCCCAGGUGGAGCCCUGCCUCGCCAAGGCCCUCGCCGAGCAAGGGGCGGCCAUCUCGGACGGCGACCCCUUGGCUGCCGUCAUCGGCAGGGCGCCGCUGGAUGACAGGGCAGGAGGCCAGCAGCUCCGAGCUGGCCUCGUCUUGCUCGGCUGCAAUGGCAAUACUUGGAGCAGGAGCAUUGAGGUCAUUGAAGCCUUCUUCAAGGCGUACGACUACUGGCCCGACGUUGUGGCGCUGCAGGAGACGAGGCUCCCGCACGAGCGCCUGCCCAGUGCGGCGGCUCAGGCCCGAGGCCUGGGGUACGCGGCCUUCCUACACGCUGCAGUGUUGACGGAGAAGCAGGGGCCCCUGGCGACCUCAGGCGGCGUGGCGAUCCUGGUGCGGGACGGCUUGCAGGCCGACGAGUCCGCGGCCCCGCUGCCCUCGGCAUUGCGGCACCGCCUCAUCGGAGUGGAGAUUGCCGCAGCAUCGGGCCUUCGGCUUCUGGUGCUCGCUGGUUAUUUUCAGCACUCUCUGGGCCCUCGAGGCACCAACCUCGACAUGUUUUCGGCCAUCUCGGAGGCGACGUGCCAUGCCGAGGGCUGUGACCACCUCUACGACUGGUUCGUGGCUUCUGCGGCGUUGGCUGCCUGCACGGCCUCCUGUGCCACCACGCUCGAGGGCUUUGGUCUGCACCCUCAUCGCCCUGUCCUACUUCGCCUACAGGAUGUUCGGGCAGAUGCGUUGGUUGAGGUUCCGUCCAGGCCCGCCCGCUUCCCUGAAGUAGCCCCUGAGCUCCUUCGGGCACACGAGGACGCGGAGAUUGUGCGUUACUCGGUUGGCAAGAAGGGGCAGGUCACGUCCAGGGAGGUCUCAUGGUCCUGGGACGUGGGCUCUGCUCCGACCAACCUCUCCGUUGCCUUCGGCGAGUGGGCGGCAGCUGCAGAAGGCACCCUGGUCGGCAUCCACGGCAUCGGCCAGGCUGACCUGGCCCGUCAUCUCGGCAGAGGAGAAGGACCGAGGCUGACCCUCAAGCCGCUCAGCGCCCUUGUCAGGCGGGACGCCAGGUUCAGGUUCAGCCUCCUCACGCACCGCCUAAGGAGUUGCCUGGACGUGGCCCUCCAGCGGGUGCGCGCGGAGAGCACUGGCCGAUGGCACCCUCGGCGUGCGGACUGGUACGGGCACCAGGCCGAGCUCAGGGCGCAGCUCUUGCUGGAGGCGGUGCAGGAGGCGGACGACUCGGUCGGUCAGGGUCUUCCUGGUGCGGCUCCUGAGCGGUUGGGCGACCUGGUGUACCAGGCGGGCGUCCUCGGCAGCCCUGAGGCAGUUCGGGACCUCCAAGGGCUGCUCAGUGCUUCGCAGCGCCGCGAUGCGGCUCAAAGCGCCCAGGCCUGGCGCAGCUGGGCCCAGACAGCGGUCGAGAAGGGCGGUCGCCUGGCCCACCGCUUCUCGAAGGCGACGCCCCCGCCGACGGUCAGGGACGCUGACUCGGGCAGGAGGCUUGUGGGCAUGGCAGCGAUUGGUGAACUCACGAGGGUCUGGCAGAAGCUGUGGCUCCAGGACGGGUUUGCCUCGGGCGCAGGGGCCAGCAGCUGGGACGUGGGCGAGUGGCAGCUGCCCCCCAUCUCGCUGGAGCAGCUCCAGGCAGCCUGCAAACGCUACAGCCCCUCGGUGGGCCUCGGGUGCGACUCCCUGCACCCUCGGCAGAUCCUCCUUCUGCCAGUGGCGCUGCAGCUGCGCAUCCUGGACAUCCUGGCGGCUUACGACGAGGCCCCUGCAUCGAUCCACGGGCAGGCCGCGAGCCUCUUCCUGGACAUCAGCAAGUUCUACGAGCACGUGCGGCACGACGUUCUCUGGGCGAAUGCGGUACGUUUCGGGUUCAACCUCAGGUUGCUGCGCGGCCUCCUCACGUCCUACCAGGCCCCUAGCCCGUUGGUCACGCCGAGGAAUGUUGUCGACGACAUUUCGCUCCAGGCGGUCGGCACGGCUCGGCUCGUGAAGCUGCAGAUGGUGGCCGCCAGUUGUGAAGUUGUCCGACAGCUGCGUGAGCAGCACCUCCCACUCAACGAGAGUAAGUCGGUCUUCCUGGCCUCGUCGCCGCAGCUCGCCAAGGAGCUCUCCGAGGCUUGGGCGGUGCAUGGCUUUACCUUCAAGAGGGGCCUUCAGGCGAGGAACCUCGGCACCGACGCCAACAUCACUCGUCGUGGAGUUCAUGAAGGAGCUGUGCGUGCGGUCGGCGGCCUUCGCCGAGGACGCAGGCUAGGGGUGCUUCGCUCAGCUGGCGCGGCUACCGAGAUGGUCCAUCGUGCUGGGCCCACCGCGGCGAUGCUGUGGGGGCGCACUGUGACUGGUGUUCCUGAUAGGGAGCUGCAUUCGUGGCGCCUGGCGGCGGUGUGCUCAGCUGGGAAGUUCCCUAAGGGCGCCUCGCUCGGGUUGAGACUCAGAGUGGUGGAGGUCAUGAAGUCCAUCGACCUCGACCCGAGCCCCGCGCUGCUCCGUGCCGCGGUGCAGAUGGCGGCCAGUCUCCUCCAGUCGGGGGAGGUCCCGCUGCGUAUGUUCGAGUCGGCUGUGCAGGAGGCAGUGCAGAGGCACGCGGGAGCAGCAGCCCCAUGGGCGCACUGCCGCACGCCGGUGGAUGCCUUGGCCCUCUCGCUCUCCAGGGUGGGCUGGAGGCUUGUUCAAGGAGCCCGCCUCGCAACCGACGACGGCCAUCUCCUGGACCUGCGCAUGUUGGGGCCGCGCGAGCUGGGCCUGCUGGCUGCGGCAGGGGCACGGCGAGCGUCGGACAAGUCGGAGCUGGCCCGCCUCGGCCACGGUGCGCUCCCUCAGUCGACCCUGUUCUGGGAGGCCUUCGCGGAGGUCCUCGGGCCUGGCAGCAAGCUCAGCCACAGGGAGAAGGCGGCGGUGGUGAGCUUCCUCUCCAACGCCCACUGGCCCCAGACCCGUCUGCACGCGGCGGGUGAGAGGGAGCACGCUCGCUGCUGUGCCUGUGAGGCCCCCCGCGGCAGCCUCUGGCACAGGCUGUUCGAGUGUCCUGUCCUUGCGGGGGCCAGGUCAGACGCCAUGGCAGUCAUGUGGUGCAAUCGCCCCGCCGACGGUCUUCUCGGGGGGCGGCUCUACCUGGAUGGGUCGGCGCUCGACCCCGAGCACGAGAGCCUGCGGCGUGCGGGAUGGAGCAUCGUGCAGUGCGACUCCGACGGCAACAUGGAGUGCGCGGUGUACGGCAGCGUGCGCCAGGACCUCUGCCCGUUCCAGACGGCGAAGGACGGCGAGGAUUUCGCGGUCUGGAUGCUGUCUCGCUUUCUGGGCCCGAGCGUUGACGAGAUCCUCAUCGAUUGUGCGUCCACGGUCAGCUGCCUCACGUUGGGUAAGAAGUACGCGACGGCAGCCAACAAGCCCAACGCCCACCUCUGGGAGGGGAUCUACGCGUCGCUGGACGUGGACACGCUCAAGGUGACCAAGGUGGCAGCCCACUGCACCGCCAGAGACGUGAUGGAUGGCAAGAUCACGGAGGCGGACCUCCGUGGCAACGGACAUGCAGACCGCUGGGCCAAGGCGGGGGCGGAGCUCCACCGUACCAGCCCAGUGGCCAGGCGCGAGUUCUUUGGCACGAUGGAGGUGGUGAGGGAGCUCUCUUGCUGGGUGGCGCAAGCCUCCCUCAUCUGGCAGGGGAUCGAGGUCAAGGACUGCGAGGGCCUCCCCGAGGGCAGCGAGCGGGCGGCCGUCUCCUUCGCAGUGCCAGUGGUGGAGCCCGCCAGCAGCCGCCCGCCCGACUCGGGUUCGGGCGACGGGUGGGCGUCGGCGGCGCGCGCUGGUGGCGUCUCCCUCGGGGCGACGGCCUUCGUCGUCGUCGGCCACGUCCUGGCCUACGCCAAGUGCGGGGAGGGCGCCGCCGAGCAGGAGCUGAUGGCGUGCACCCACUGCGGGGCGUACGCGCGGCUGGGCGGGCGCUCAGGUGCGGCGCCCAAGCUCAAGGAGCAGUGCCCAGGGUCGGCUGGGCUUCCCAAAGGCAGGAGAGACCAGAAGGCGCGCUGGUUGCAGGGGCGGCACCCUGCUGGCACGCCCCACAGCGGCAGCAAGAGGGUCGGAGCGUCUGUGCCCAGCUUGCGCAAGGAGGACGUGGUGCCGAUGGCCGCCAGGGUGCGCUUCCUGGAGUGGCUGGGUGUCCGCCCCGAUGAUGCACCUGGCGGCGUGGCCGCCGACGCCGGCCGGGGGCCCCCCAGCGGCGCGGCGGCCGCAGGUGAGGCGGAGGCUGAGCCUUUGGCGCCUGACUCCUCGGGGGCCUCGAGGGAGGCUUGGCUUUCCGCCUACGGGCUCGACGAAGCGAGCCUCCUCGAGUGGUCAGCCGCAGCAGAGGCGGCGCGCGAAGACAGGCGCAAGAGGCGCCGUCGCGCUGAAGGUGACGAAGGGGAGUGA
Messenger RNA from Prorocentrum cordatum, 10225 nucleotides. The record is from the annotation of a GenBank genome assembly. Lineage: Eukaryota; Dinophyceae; Prorocentrales; Prorocentraceae.